Messenger RNA from Uranotaenia lowii, 2753 nucleotides. Its product is annotated as zinc finger protein 311-like. Bases 184 to 1506 code for a protein of 440 amino acids. The record is from RefSeq and is a predicted model, not a curated record. Gene Ontology annotation, molecular function: zinc ion binding; RNA polymerase II cis-regulatory region sequence-specific DNA binding; DNA-binding transcription factor activity, RNA polymerase II-specific. Lineage: Eukaryota; Metazoa; Arthropoda; Insecta; Diptera; Culicidae. Gene Ontology annotation, cellular component: nucleus. Gene Ontology annotation, biological process: regulation of DNA-templated transcription. The transcript has 4 exons.
CAAAUCAAACAAGCAAAAAUUAGAAAAAAUCGAUGAAAAUCGAAGGAUUUGUGUAGAAAAAGAGAGGAAAAGGACGAACGUUUAUUUUGCUAACUUGCUGCAACGCGUGAAGUACAUGCUAAUGGUUACACAAUAACUUCCCAAAAACAGAAAUCAAACCAUUCUCCGUGUUAGAUUAAAAAAAUGUUUGAUCCCAACAGUGGAGGAUCUUCGGAUGUUCAAGUAUCGCCCAAGAAAGUAAUUAAAGGGACGGAAACGCCGAAUUACACUACGUACGAAGAAGAUACUCCAAUUCGUAAUGAGGGUUCUUCGAAUCUUAUACCACAGUGUCGACUAUGCCUUCGACGGGUUCCUCCGUUCUUCCUAACUCUGGUUGAUGCCAAUUUCAAAGGGAAAAUAAGAAAUCUUUUUAACAUGAAAAUAUUUCUAACUGAUGGUUACCCGUUCGUAUGUGGAAAUUGUAGCAAUCUUACGGAUAUGUUUCAAAAGUUUAAGGAAUCAGUUCUGAAAGCAAAAGAGUUGCUGCAAGCAGAAAAAACUGGUCUUGAAAAUGACUUAUGGUAUUCACCAGAGCACACGGCAGCCAUUUCCACUUGCCAGGAUUUGGUAAAUCGGCACAAAACUCAAAUUGAUACAUAUCAUAAUGAUUUAAAAAACCGGACACAAAAUCAACCUACAGAGGCUGAAGCGACCGUACUAGAACCAGAAUUUGUGUGCUCAGUGUUCGAUAAUGGAUCAAAAUUUAAACUAGAUUCACCUGUUGAUUCGAAAUCUGAUGAAAUUGGCUUUCAACAUGCUUUGGACAGUAUCAAGAUUGAACCGGAAAUAGACUUAUCUGAUGGAUUUGAAAAUGACAACAAUUACGAGGAAGAGCAUGAUGUGAAAAAUAUCAAACUAGUGGUUGAGGAAACUAGUGAAUCACAAAUAACUCCCAGAAAAAGAGGAAGGCCAAAGCGAUCUGGCAGUUCUCUACGGUCAACUGGCAAAAAAGUAUCCAACGCCAACAACCCGAAUCAGCAAAUGCAGGGUGCUAAAGGGAAGCAUCGGUUAUGUGAUUUUUGCGGAGAACAAGUGCAUGCUCAGACUAUAGAAGCUCACCUGAAUCAACAUAUUGGACAAAGACCGUAUAAAUGCCCCUUUGAGAGCUGUGAGCUUAGCUUUUUCGGAAAACUAUUACAAAUUCGUCACAUUCGGCGCAUGCACAGUGCCAAAGGAGUCGAAACGCACAAGUGCGAUCAGUGUGGAAAAACGGUCCGAGGGCCGCGACAGUCUCUUAGAGAUCACCAGCAAAGGCACAAGGCUGAGAAGAACCACAUUUGUCGGGUGUGUGGCAAAGCAUUCACGAUGGCUUGGUAUCUGACGCAGCAUUCGAUUAUUCAUUCGGAAAAGUUUCCUUAUAAGUGUAGUUACUGCGGAAAAGAAUUCAAAUUCAAAGCCAGUAUGAAAACUCAUGAAAAAAAUGUUCAUGAAAACUCACGGGAGCUUUCAUUACAUCGAAUGAAAUAAAAACACCGAACAGAGACGUUUAAUAUAUGUGAAUUUCGUAUGUUUCCUAUAUAAUUAAAAAAAAAAGUCAAAAAAUUGUAAAAAUUAAAUUCAUUAGAAGGAUUAUUUGACACAAUAAGUUUCCAUUCUUACCAUGAUGUAGUGCAUAUUGUUUGGUCGUGUGAGGACCAUCUUGUCGCUAGAACGAAUUUCAUAGAUUAUUUUCGGGCCCGAAGAAACCACCCUACGUUCCAGUAAGGGAUGUGUUAGCUGUGAUGGACUAGAACUACAUGUUCGAAAUAUACCUUUUCCUAAAAGCUAUUGAUCUUUGUCUAUAAUUCUUUUAAUUCUCAUAUUUCCCUAUUAAUUUCUAUUAUCUUUAAAAAGUGAUCCAGACCUAAGCAAACAACUGUAAACAAAAAAAAACGAGUUUGGCUUCUUAAAGUCUCAAGGUAUGAGCCGUUUCAAAUAAAGGAAUCGCAAAAAAAAAAGUUUCCAUGGAUUUUGCGUAUUUUUUGAAGGAUUAUCGGCGAAAGAAUAAAAAUAGGGUUUAAAAACACUCUUCAAAUUUCAGGAGCGUUUUUCUCGGUUCGGUGUUUCUGUUUCAUUCGACGCUCACGCGAGAAAUUAAAAUGGAUUCACAUGAGUAUAUCCAAACAAAUGAGUAAAAAGGUGUUAAAUCAAAUAAAGUAUUUUUUUGUUCAUGUCAAUAACUUGUUAAGUAUUUUCUCGAUUUCGAAACCCAACAUCUUAAAAUAAAACUUCGAAUCUUUUUGUACCCACCUUUGCCAGAAAAGUGUUUAAUAAGCUGUUUUCACAUAACCGUUCUUUCUGCCAAGUAUCUCAUCUUUAAUCAGGUAACAACACCUCCAUAACUAUCAACUCAACAUUCAUUAUCAAAUUAGCAUUAAAUUAGAUACCCGCAAGAUAAUAUAAAAAUAUAAAUAAUAUAAUAUAAAUAAUUUUAAUUUAUUUAAUUUUAUGACAUUUUUUGCUUGUUCUUAAUUCUAAAUAAAUAAUAAUAAUAAUAAUAGAAAUAAUAUUUAUUUAAGCCUUUAUUCUGCGCCGCACGGGUGACGAUAUCAAAUUUAAAAAAGUAGAGAUAUUUUUUUACAAAAUCUUUUUAAACGUUCAUUGAACAAACUCAACAUCGAUGAAUACAGAAAGUAAAAGUGUUGAGGUUAUCUAAUAAACGCUCUUAUUAAAAGUAACAUUCAAAGUGUUUAUUUAAUACGAUUUUCACUGAUUAUCACAGAAACUUUUUUGUC